Podarcis lilfordi (Lilford's wall lizard) is the source of this 292-nucleotide messenger RNA. The record is from the annotation of a GenBank genome assembly. NCBI's taxonomy places the organism in Eukaryota, Metazoa, Chordata, Lepidosauria, Squamata, Lacertidae.
CGUGGUGACCAAGUUCUACCAGCACAUCCUGGCCUUGGUGUUUGCGAUUGAUGAGAUCAACGAUGAUCCCAAGAUCUUGCCCAAUAUCACUCUUGGGUUCCGCAUCUAUGACAGCUACUCCCAUUCAAGGUUGACGUAUCGGACCGCUCUAGGUCUGCUUUUUAAAUCACAUCAUUUCAUCCCCAACUACAAAUGUGGCAUCCAGGAAAAUGUAAUAGGAGUGAUUGGGGGGCUCAGCUCUGAUACUUCUUUAUGCAUGGCAAACAUCUUGAAGCUUUACAAGAUUCCACAG